UGUGUGUGUGUGUGUGUGUGUGUGUGUGUGUGUGUGUGUGUGUGUGUAUGUGACAAAGAGGAGAAGGAGAAACGACAGGAAGGAGAGGACUGCAGCAUCACACACAGAGAGCUGAGAGCAGAGGUGGGAGGAAACUGAUCAUCGCCAAUGAUGCCUCGUGAUGUCACUCACGCCAAAACGAUUCUUGAGGGCAGCGAUAAUAGCCUCGGCGGCCAUGACCUUGGUGAUCCUGGUGUGGCUGCACGCGAUGACCGACGAUGUGCUGGAGAGUGACCUUGGCUCCUCGCCACCUCCCUCUCUGCCUCCUCACCACCGACACCUGUCACACUAUCCAGGUACACGCACAGACACCAUCCAUCCACGGAUCCCACUGCCGAAGAGAUUCCGGGUGGUGGACAUACGACCACACGGACAUCGGAGCGAGCGGCCAAACAGUGGGGUACUGACCAAUGAUCAAGAGGACGAUUUCACCUGCACGACAACUAAAACCACCCCAGCUUUUAUGAUCUGCUUAUACAAACCUCUAGAGGAUAAAUACAUCUCCGCCAGCCUCCUGAGCUCCGGUGUGUGGGAGCCGUACAUCACCAAGGCGCUCCAGAAGGCCCUGGACAGACGCCCCGAGGCCACGCUGAUAGACGUGGGCGCUAACGUGGGCUACUACAGCCUGCUGGCCGCCUCCAUGGGCCACAGGGUCAUUGCAAUAGAACCACAGAGUAAAAACGUCCGACGUCUUGUGGGCGGAGCCUCCAGCAGCCACUGGGGCGACAACAUCCUGGUAUUGGCCAACGCCCUUUCGGACACGCCCCUUCGCAACGUGAGCCUGAGUGACAACUCAGAAAACCAGGGCGGGAUCAGGGUGAUAGACUGUGGGGCGGCCCGUUCGCCUGUGCCAGGCGGGGCUAUGUCGGAGGAGGACACGCCCACAAGGGGACAGAACUGUCACAUCCCGACGAUUACACUGGACGACACAGCUCGGCUCGUGACCACUUCGACUGUGAUACUAAAGUUAGACAUAGAGGGAUACGAGUGCCGAGCAUUGGGCGUGUCGUCGGCCUUCUUUUCUGCGUUUUCAGUGCCUUACAUUUUCAUGGAGUGGAGACAGAUGACGGAGAGGCAGCACUUGGCCGGCACCGCGUGCUCGAGGGAGAGGGUACACGGUUUGGGCACGAAGCUGGCUGCUAUGGGUUAUGUUCCGCAUGAGGUUCGGUCGGGUAUACAACUGAACCCUUUAAGAGCGGGGGAGUGGAGGGUAGGGGAUGUGUACUGGCGGGAGAAGAGUUUGGAUCUGUUGGUGCCGUCAUUAUGAGUGCCACGUCAGUGUGAUUUAGUUUGUUUUAUUUUAAUAAGAGUUUUGCGGUACUUGCAAUACAAUACGGUCAUGUAAGUGCCGAAGAUUAGAGGUGUUACACGAGAGUAACAAAGAAAUACACAUACAAAUAAAAAAAGACUGAGGAGAGAUCAGGAGGAUAGAUGUCUGAAGGAAAGAAGGAGCAAACCACACCCGAGCAACCGCCCAAACCCCGCAUUCUUCAAUCUUUUUGCAGACGGCGCCUGUGUUUAUGCGGGUCCGGAUAAGCCCAACUUUCCGCGAACGCACGCGGGCUUGCCCAUGUGUGUGUGUGUGUGUGUGUGUGUGUGUGUGUGUGUGUGUGUGUGUGUGUGUG
Messenger RNA from Aplysia californica (California sea hare), 1664 nucleotides. RefSeq lists its product as uncharacterized. NCBI's taxonomy places the organism in Eukaryota, Metazoa, Mollusca, Gastropoda, Aplysiida, Aplysiidae. The coding region runs from base 161 to 1306 and encodes 381 amino acids. The record is from RefSeq and is a predicted model, not a curated record. The transcript is spliced from 6 exons.